Molecule: messenger RNA, 4496 nt
Organism: Betta splendens (Siamese fighting fish)
Lineage: Eukaryota; Metazoa; Chordata; Actinopteri; Anabantiformes; Osphronemidae
Gene: rbm20
Product: RNA binding motif protein 20
Exons: 14
Coding region: 394-3735 (1113 amino acids)
Biological process (GO): regulation of RNA splicing
Cellular component (GO): nucleus
Molecular function (GO): zinc ion binding; mRNA binding
Source: RefSeq, a predicted model, not a curated record
UCAACCUCCUCUUUCGCUUUGAAGAGCCUUUGCUGCGAUCCCCCCACUUUUUUGACACCAGAGAGGGAGAGAGACGUGACUUCGUCUUCUGUGUGUAGGUCCCAGGGAGAAAAAGUUGAAUAGAACGGGCUGGAGGAGAGUCCGCUGGCGCCGUUGCUGCCGAUAAGGCGGAACCGGAUAAAGGAGCCCCUGCUGAAAGGAUCAGCAGCCUCGCUGGUCCCGCCCGCCGCUGUUGGUGGGGUCUGUCCAUGCAGUAGAGGGAGAGGACGGGCGGAGGGAGCCAGAGGAAGCAGCCGGAGCAGGAGCCGCCGCCGUCGGACCGGGCUUUGAGCUGGGAGUGUUGAGGGAGGUGCGUGUGGAGGCUGCAGGUGGUGCCGGGGAGUCGGCCCGGCCAUGCAGCAGUCCUGGGAACGGACGAGUGGCGUUCGCAGCGUCAAGACGGCCCACGCAGAAAUGCUGGGGAAGGCGCCGAGCGGCGGCUUCGCACCUGAGCCGGCGGGUGAAGGGGGGAGCAUCGGCGCUGUGUCCGUGGACGGCACCGACAAAAAGGGCCUCCAGGUGGCCGGUCAGCUGGCAGGCGGCGUGCAGCUGCUGCCUCAGCAGCAGAACCAGCAGCUACUCUUCAGCCCAGCCAACCUCCAGCUCGCUCAGCUCCAGGCCCAGCUCGCCCUCCAUCGCCUCAAACUGGCCCAGGGGGCCGGCACAGCGAGCGCGGCCACCGUUCUCAACCAGGUGCUGUCCAACGUGGCCAUGUCCCACCCUCUGUUCAACCAGCUGCAGACGUCCACCCUGGUCGGGAACCCGCACGCUGCCUUUCCCACGGGCGUGCUGGGCUUUCCCUCCUCCGAUUCUGCCCUGGGGGCCUUGGUGGGUGGGAGAUUCAAUCAAAACGCGGGGAACGUGAGGCUGAACCAUCCUGGUGGGGGGGUCCCAGUGGGUUGCCAAGAUGCAGAGUAUGCUAAAAAGUCUGGGCCGUCGUACCCUUGUGAUACUGACAGGCGUCUCCAGUUCAACGUGGCUGCAGGAUCAGCCCCAGCAGCAGCAUCGGCCACUGUUGGGGACGAACAGUACAAAGGCGUCAACCCUCCCACCAAGAACAGUGUUGGUUUCCAAAUAGAUUACUAUGGGCAGGACAUGCAGGGACAACAGCUUGGCUUCAGCGCCAACAAGCAGAACGUGAAUUCGUAUAACACCACCGGGCAUAGGGAUCAAUGGAAAGGCCCCGUUCACUUGGCUCACACUGGCCAAGCGGACGGCGUUCCCAGCGCCGCCCCUGUGUGGACGGGCCCUGGGCAGCCGAUGAGGCCCCGGAUGGAGCUGUACAACCCCGAAGAGCCGACUCCGGAGCCCAAGUUCCCUCCCGGCGGCGGCGUUUCGAGCGGCUGCCCGCCGCCGCACGGACGCGAGGAGGCCGUGGCGUCAGGUACCAGGAUACUCCAGCCGUAUCAGGUCAACGACUACCACGCCGUCACGCCCACUCAACUGCCCCAUCAGUGCAGCAUCUGCGACAAGAAGGUCUACAACCUUAAGGACUGGGAUCAGCACGUAAAGGGGAAGCUACACCUGCAGAACCGAACAUUGUUCGCGAAUGAAAGCGACCUUAACGUCGUGGCAUCGGCCGCAGCCGUGCACUACGCCGCCGGCAGGCCGCCUGAUGGGAGCCAGAGCGGCGGAGGGAUGAACGCCAUGGUCUACGCUGCCGCGGGUCAAGAUGUGUCUAAUUCUUCAUACAUGCCAGCUGCCGCCAUGACGACUUAUUCCACAUCAGACACAGGACUGGCCUCACAACAGCCGGAGUCAAAGGCAUUUCUGGCCAGAAAGGCAACGGCAGGACGGGUGGUUCACAUCUGCAACCUCCCUGAAGGCAGCUGCACAGAGAAUGAUGUCAUCAACCUCGGUUUGCCCUUUGGCAAAGUCACCAACUACAUCCUCAUGCGCUCCACACAUCAGGCUUUUCUUGAGAUGGCCUACGUCGAAGCAGCCCAGGCCAUGGUUCAAUACUACCAACUUACUCCAGCGAUGAUUAACAACCAAAAGCUGCUCAUUCGCAUGUCUAAGAGGUACAAGGAGCUGCAGCUUAAGAAACCGGGAAAAGAUGUUCAGCUGAUCAUUGAGGAUAUCACAUCUCAGCGCGAAAGGGACGAGAUGCAGGAACUUGAACGCUGCAGCUACAUCCCGGAGAGAGCGCGCUCCCGCAGCCCUCUCAGCCGCUCCCUCAGCCCUCAUUCCCACAGCCCCAGUUUCACAUCGUGCAGUUCGGCGCACAGCCCCCAGGGAGCGCCGUGCAGGACCCAGGAGCGCGCCACCAACGGCUUGGCCCCCAGCCGGGGCUCCUGGGACUGGCCCAGAAGGACGGAGGAUGAGAGGGAGCGGGAGGACCCGUGGAGGAACGGGGGAGGCGGGGACGACGAGCGGCCGAACGGUCGGGCGCCGGACCGUCGGAAGCCCUACCAGAAACACGCGGAUCACGGCAGCUCCAGGUCCGCUGAUGAGCGGGGCGGCGAAGGGAUGCGGGGCAGCAGGGACUGGCACGUACGGAGCAGCCCCCAGGGCGCGUCCUUCAGCUCCUACAGGAGCAAGGACGAGGACUUCUACAUGAAGGAGCCGAUGUACCGGUCGGAGAAGCUGGCGAGAGCCCCGUACCAGAGGCACGACGCCAAGCCAAAGAGGAGGGAGGGCGACUACCACAGCAGGCCGAGGCAUUAUGAGUAUGAGGCCACUGAGGAGCCCGCGUGGAGAACGCCGGAGGAACGACGGCAGACGCCGCCAGGCAGAGGCAGGAGCGAGAAAACCAGCAAGAGGCCUACGAGCACAGAGAAAAGCCAGAAAGACAAGGCUGCUGAGAACAAGGAUCACCACCUAAAAGAUAAAGAUGGUUCACCUCAAAGAAGCAAUAAGACGCAAGAGGCUCCUGAAUGUGGUGAAGAUAAAGACGCUGAGAAAGUGGUUCAGAGUGAAGAUGACACCGAUGAAGAGUGUUGGUAUCCUAAGAACAUGGAGGAACUGGUCACGGUAGACGAGGUUGGAGGAGAAGACGACGCUAUUGUGGAGCCAGAUCUUCCUGAGCUGGAGGAGUUGACGUCCUGCCCCAAGGAGCCUGCAGCAGAAGCAGUGGAGCCCACAGCGCCUGCCACAGCGUCAGAGGGGCAGGAGACGGCGGACGAGGCCCCGGACCAGGAACAGCCCGUGGACGUGGGAGACAAGGCGGAAGCUGCACCCGCGGCUGAGAAAGCAGCAACCGCUACAGGCGACCAGGACCCGAACCCAGCGGUCCCAGAGCUGGAGAUCACCAGCCUCCACACCGUCGCCUGUGAAGAGUCCAAAGCGUCCGAGGAGGAGACGUGUUCGGAAGAUAAAGAAGCCAGUAGUGGGAUGACAGAGGAGCCAAUGGAAAAUCACAUGAGUGUAUUAGAAGACAGCCAGACACAGGAAGCGGAACACAUGAUAGAAACAAUCAGCAACGGGACACAACAAACAGAGAUUGAGGCCCCGUCACCAUCACAUAAUCAAGACAAAGCCAUCAGUGAACACAGCAUCCCACUAGGAGUGGAGUUCAUCGUGCCAAGCACUGGUUUCUACUGUAAACUCUGUGGGCUCUUUUAUACCAGCGAGGCUACUGCGAAGACGGCUCACUGCCGCAGCACCGUCCACUACAGGAACCUACAGAAAUAUCUUUCUCAGCUAGCAGAGGGAAGCCUGUUAGGUGCGUUCGGUGAAGCCUCGGAUUCACAGUGAUACGAGCAAACAGAAGAUCAACAGAAGAUCUUUUUUUUUCUGUGAAGAAUACACUGAUGUAGAAUGAAACUGCCAUAGCUGUGCCUGUUUGUGUACAUACAUCAAGUGUAAUGUAUAGUUUGGUUUAGAGUUGUUUCAUUGUUUUUUUGGCAUGCGAAUUGAGUUAUUUUUUUAUGGAAAUAAUUUGCAAUGAUGUAUAAUUGUUGAGAAGACAAACUUGUACAGUAUGGAGUCUUAUUUGUUCAUGUGCUGGAUUUAAAUCUCUUGACCUUAUUUUGAAUUUGAUCUCCAUAUUAACUUAUCAAAGGUUAUUCUUUUUAAACGUUUAAAAAUGUAAAAUGACUUGAAAUGUGUAUUAAUGAAUGUUUUUCUCAGUUAAAAAACUGAGAAAGAUUCUCAGGUUUUUUUGCAGUGUACAGCUCAGUGCAGAACAAUUUACAUUUUUAUUUAUUUAAUGAUUAGAUGGCACCUGUUUUAUUUUGCCCAAAAUAAUUGAUAUAAUAAUGUGUUGUUAUUUCAUAAGUACGGUAUUUGAAAAUCCCAGUUAUAUUUACCAAUACACAUAAUACCUUGUAUAUCGGAGGCCUUAAACUGGACCAUGUGUUUCAUGUUACAGGGAUUUCAUAAAAAACAGCAAUAAGCCACACUUUGUUUUGUAUACUGUGGAACCUGAUCCUGUGACAGCAACAAUUCUUUUCUUGGUAAACUUUUCAUAUGAUUUUUGAUGGGGAAAAAACUACUUGAAUAAAUAUUUUAAAUUA